Pan troglodytes (chimpanzee) is the source of this 1580-nucleotide messenger RNA. RefSeq names its product protein eyes shut homolog. Lineage: Eukaryota; Metazoa; Chordata; Mammalia; Primates; Hominidae. The transcript has 10 exons. Gene Ontology annotation, molecular function: Notch binding; calcium ion binding. The record is from RefSeq and is a predicted model, not a curated record. The coding region runs from base 1 to 1305 and encodes 434 amino acids.
AUGGAGGAAGUUAACAAUGUAGGGAGCAUGAGCUACCAGUGUGUGUGCCUAUCUGAUUGGGAAGGAAAUUUUUGUGAAGAAGAAUCCAAUGAGUGUAAAAUGAAUCCUUGCAAGAACAAUUCCACCUGUACUGACCCUUACAAAAGCUAUCGAUGUGAGUGUACAUCUGGAUGGACUGGACAGAACUGUAGUGAAGAAAUAAAUGAAUGCGACUCUGAUCCAUGCAUGAAUGGAGGUCUUUGUCAUGAAUCUACCAUCCCUGGACAAUUUGUAUGUCUGUGCCCACCCCUUUAUACUGGACAAUUUUGCCACCAACGCUAUAACCCUUGUGACCUACUUCAUAACCCUUGCAGAAACAACUCAACAUGCUUAGCUUUGGUAGACGCAAAUCAGCAUUGUAUUUGUAGAGAAGAAUUUGAAGGUAAAAACUGUGAAAUUGAUGUGAAAGAGUGCCUCUUCCUUUCCUGCCAGGAUUAUGGUGACUGUGAAGAUAUGGUCAACAAUUUCAGGUGUAUUUGCAGACCUGGGUUUUCUGGAUCUCUGUGUGAAAUUGAAAUUAAUGAAUGUUCCUCUGAACCUUGCAAAAAUAAUGGAACAUGUGUGGAUCUGACAAACAGAUUUUUUUGUAAUUGUGAACCUGAGUACCAUGGGCCCUUCUGUGAACUUGAUGUAAAUAAAUGUAAAAUCUCACCUUGUCUAGAUGAAGAAAAUUGUGUCUACAGGACUGAUGGAUACAACUGCUUCUGUGCCCCUGGUUAUACAGGCAUCAACUGUGAAAUAAAUCUAGAUGAAUGCCUAUCAGAGCCCUGUCUCCAUGAUGGAGUUUGUAUCGAUGGCAUGAAUCAUUAUACCUGUGACUGCAAGAGUGGGUUUUUUGGAACACACUGUGAAACAAACGCCAAUGAUUGCCUUUCAAGUCCUUGUCUACAUGGAAGGUGCACAGAACUUAUUAAUGUAUAUCCAUGUUCAUGUGAUGCAGAUGGGACUAGCACACAAUGUAAGAUCAAAAUUAAUGACUGCACAUCAAUCCCUUGUAUGAAUGAAGGCUUCUGUCAGAAGUCAGCACAUGGAUUUACUUGCAUUUGCCCACGUGGAUACACUGGUGCAUACUGUGAAAAAAGGAUUGAUAAUUGUGUUGAGCCUGAACUUAAUUCAGUCAUCUGUCUUAAUGGAGGGAUCUGUGUUGAUGGGCCUGGACAUACUUUUGACUGCAGCAUGAAGCCAGUGGAAUUCAGGCUGAAGAUGCCUGCUUCUUUUCCUGGCAUAUUUCCCAGGGAUAAGCAUAGGCAUUCAUUACUGCUAUAAAGUUAUUCAAACUGUAUUUAAAUAGGAGUCAUCUAUCUCCAAAAUUAUCAUUGCGGAUUCAAUGUGUUUAAAAGCCCCUGAAGAUCUGUCAAUGGUAAUGCCUUGGGAGGUGCAGUUUCUACUGGGACUCCACGCUACACUAUGAGAAGUCAGAGCUGGUGCCAAGUCAACACAGUCCUUAGAUAGUUUACUUACCAAAGAAAACUCAUAUUCUAGGAUAGAAGGUAGUGCUUUUCAGUCAAAUUAUGAGAUUUGUUCAUGGGUUAAGGGUUAAU